Molecule: messenger RNA, 1619 nt
Organism: Plectropomus leopardus (leopard coralgrouper)
Lineage: Eukaryota; Metazoa; Chordata; Actinopteri; Perciformes; Serranidae
Gene: acot7
Product: acyl-CoA thioesterase 7
Biological process (GO): fatty acid catabolic process; acyl-CoA metabolic process
Cellular component (GO): cytosol; cytoplasm
Molecular function (GO): long-chain fatty acyl-CoA hydrolase activity
Source: RefSeq, a predicted model, not a curated record
UCUCAGAAAACGUGACUUUAGAGAUAAUAUAAAAGGGAAGUGGGCCAGAGGGUGAGACUGAGAGUCAAUCAGAGAGCCAAGAUGCGUUGCUUUAUGCCUCGGAGGAACAGCAAGGCCGAGACGGCAGCGGUGGUGGAGAGACGCCAAGCCAGUCAAAGUCAGCAAGUCAGCAGAGAUGACAGGAGAGAUGGGGAGGCAGGAGCUCAGCAGGGCUCUAAUUAUCAACUCAGCAGGAUCAUGCGGCCAGACGACGCCAACAUUGUGGGCAACGUCCACGGCGGCAUCAUCCUCAAGAUGAUUGAGGAGGCUGGAUGCAUCGUUGGCACACGACACUGCAACACACAGAACGGGGACCGCUGUUUGGCAGCUCUGGUUCGGGUGGAGAAGACAGAGUUCCUGUUUCCUGUGUUCAUCGGCGAGGUCGCUCACGUCACCGCUGAGAUCACUUACACCUCUAAGCACUCACUGGAGGUGCAGGUCAAAGUCGUGGCUGAGAACAUCCUCACAGGUGCCAAGAAGCUGGCCAACAAGGCAGCGCUGUGGUACGUCCCCUGCUCUCUGCAGAAUGUCGACAAGGUCAUGGAUGUGCCACCCCUCAAGUAUACUAGUGAAGAACAAGAGGAGCAGGGCAGAAAGCGCUACGAGGCUCAGAAGAUGGAGAGACUGGAGACCAAAGCGAGGAUUGAAGAGGUGGUGCCACCUCCACCUAACUUAGAACAACACACAGUUGGCUUUAGCCAGUCCAGUCUGAUCCAUUUAGUGGGCCCUUCUGACUGCACACUGCACAACUACGUUCAUGGAGGUGUGACCAUGAAGCUAAUGGAUGAGGUCGCUGGCAUUGUGGCAGCUCGCCACUGCAACACCAACAUUGUCACUGCCUCUGUGGAUGCCAUUAACUUCCAUCGCAAGAUCUACAAAGGCUGUGUGGUGACGGUGACGGGGCGUCUUACAUUCGUCAGUAACAAGUCUAUGGAAAUUGAAGUGUUGGUAGAUGCGUCCUCGCUGAUAGAGACAGGUGUAGAGAAGUAUCGCGCCGUCUCUGCCUUCUUCACCUUCAUCUCCCUGGACAAAGAUAAUAAGCCUCUGCCUGUCCCCCCUCUUAAGAUUGAGGGAGAGGAGGAGCAAAGACGCUUUGAGGAGGGCAAAGCUCGUUACCUCCAGAACAAAGCAAAAAGACUCGCAGAUAAGGAGCGCCAGCAGUGAUGCCGUUGCUCACCAGAGUUCAACGUCUGCAACAACAGUAUAUCAGCCCCACACAACACAUACAGUAUGAAGGAAAACAAACCCUUCUCUCCUGUUCUGUAAUUGUAGCCUCCUAUUAAACCUGAACCUGUGAUGAUUUUUUUCCCGUGCUUUGCACCAAAGUGUCCACAUGUGGCUGUAUAUGUAUUUAAAGUAAAAUAGUUUAUUUUGGGUUUAUUUUUGAUUGAUGUAUGAAGACUAUUGAUGAUCACUGUCAGUGCAAAGUGACAGUCUGACUGUAGAAGCACUAUUUUAUUCUAAGAAGAUUUUUAAGUAUGAAGACUUCAUGAUCGGUGUCAGUGCACAGUGAUAGUCUGAGCGCAAGGAAAAUGAUGAAUAAGUGAGUGAAUAAUAAUGAAUAAAAGAUCCAAGCGUGA